Molecule: messenger RNA, 948 nt
Organism: Metarhizium album ARSEF 1941
Lineage: Eukaryota; Fungi; Ascomycota; Sordariomycetes; Hypocreales; Clavicipitaceae
Exons: 2
Coding region: 1-948 (315 amino acids)
Source: RefSeq, a predicted model, not a curated record
AUGCUGUUCGUCGCCGCGGGCGCCGCCUCCUUGGGAGCGGCAGACGUGCUGUCGCCUCAAGACGUGCCCGUGCAGUGCGCGACCAUCUGCGGCCCCAUCGUGGACCUCUCGUCCCAGUGUGCGCCCGCCACGCCCAGGGGGCCCAAGGCCGGCGGUUCCGCGAGCGAGGCCGGCGCUGUCGCCGUGCCGGCAGGGCGGCGGAGAGCAGACACGGGCAGGCAGGGCGGGAAGCGGUCGCAGACCGACGACCAGAACGCGCAUCUGGACGGGCGCUUCUCCGAGGCAAUCUCUUGGCCGACGUCCUCGGCGGCGGCGCAUCCCGACAGCGGCCCCCUCGAGGGACACCCACGCCCCGAACGGACGGCGACAAUCUUGCUCGUCAUUGUCGAGCCGGCGGACCCUUCGCCGCAGCGCCAGCCUCCCGCUCCCCCGGCGGCACCCGACACAUCCUCCCGGCAGUAUGCGCCGCCGAACGAGACCGUCCCCCAAGGGCCUGGGAAACUGGCAUCGCAGCCCGUCGGCUCGGGCGAAAACCCGGCGAAUACGGCGACGAGCGAGACGGCGGACAGCGUGGUCAGCACGGCAGGUCCCGUUGGCGAUGGCGCCAAGUCCACGGACGUCGAGGAGCAGUGUGUGUGCGCCAACAAGAGCUUUGACGUGCCGCGGGUGGCGGCACUGUGUGCGAGCUGCAUCACCAAAACCGGGCUUCAGGAAACCAGCAUGCGGUCCAUCAUGUCGGCGUGCAAGUUUGCAGAGCGAACCUACCGGCCGGCCGACGAUGGCAUAGUGGACAACGUGCGUGUCUCGGCGACGAGGCCGACGGCGAUGCUGGGCUCCAAAGCCGGCCCUUCGAGUGCGGGCCGCGGUGUGAGUGUGGCACGGCGGCGAGGGAUGGGGGACGCAAGCGUCGCGGCGUGCGUGUUGACCUUGGUCUUGUUGGCGACGUGA